AUGACGGUGGAGAAGGUGGACGCGGCGCUGGCCGACUUCGACGCCCACUUCGACCGCCUCUUCGCUUCCCCGGACGCCGCCUCCGACGGCAAGGUGAAGCUGCUGCUCUUCCUGGCCGACCGCGAGCCUGACUCCUCCCUCACCUGGUGCCCCGACUGCAACGUGGCGGAGCCGGUGAUCUACGAGCGGCUGGAGGCGCUGCAGGGCAGGGACGCGGUGCUCCUGCGCGCCUACGUCGGGGACAAGCCCACAUGGCGCGACCCGGCGCACCCGUGGAGGGUGGACCCCAGGUUCGGGCUCAAGGGCGUGCCCACGCUGAUCCGGUGGGAGGAUGGCGCCGGCGCCGCCGCCGCCCGCCUCGGGGACGACGAGGCGCACCUCAAGGACAAGGUUGACGCCCUCCUCUGCGCCGGCGGCAACUGA
This is a messenger RNA of Miscanthus lutarioriparius, 423 nucleotides long. Lineage: Eukaryota; Viridiplantae; Streptophyta; Magnoliopsida; Poales; Poaceae. The record is from the annotation of a GenBank genome assembly.